AUAAGAUUGAGGUACAGUAUAUCAUAAUUCGCAAAAAGCAAAUGCUACGUCAUCGGAAUAUUUGUAACAUUAAAGGUAAAAUCAGAUGGGUCGUUACCGGUAUUAUUCCCACUGACACUGACGGAAGAUUCCUACAAUGCAUGGUACAAUGCGAUUGUGGCUAUUGGUCAAUGUUCUGACUUGCUGCUAUGCUGUCAAUGUCUCCUCGUUGUUCGGAUUGGACCCUACGGCACCAAAAUCCCUCUGUAUGGACCUCGUCUUCAUGGUAGAUACCUCAUGCAGCGUUGCCGAUGAAGAUUUUCCAAAGAUGCAGAAAUUUAUGACAGAUAUGGUAGAUGGAAUUGAAGAACUUAGUCCUUUAACAACAAGGAUUGGAGUUGGUAUGUUUGACGAAGGGGCAAGAGUUGUAAUUCCGAUUGAUGAAUACACAGAUAAACAGCAACUGAAAAACGCCAUUACCUCUGCUAGCUUCAAUGACGUUGGUUGUCGCACUAAUACGGAUGUAGCUCUCCAAAUGGUUAGAGAGGAUCCUGCUCUACUUGGCGGUGAGAAAGUCGAAGGCAGGGCCCGGAUCAUGGUUAUGAUUACAGAUGGUGUACCGUACUAUAAAAAGAGAGAGAAAUCAGAAGAGCAAGCAAUAGCCGACACUAUUUCCCAAGCCACACUGAAUAAGGAUGAUGGGAUCACUGGUAUAGUUGUGAUGGUGCGAAACAGUAAUGGUCAAAUUAUCCCAGAAGACAAGCAUUACAUAUUUGAUGCAAUCGCUAGUGAACCGCUAAAUCAGCAUAAGUUUGCCAUUGAUGACCUUGCAGAAGGAGUUAAGAUUGUCUUCAAAACAUUGGCCCGUCAUAAAUGUCCAUACACCUGCUCUAAAAAAUUGGACAUUGUGUUUGCGCUGGACAGAAGCAAUAGUAUCAGUCCUGAGAACAUUAACAAGACAAAAACAUUCUUCAAAAAGCUUGCCGACUCUUUCACCCUUGGUCCGGAUCAUGCAUGCAUCGCAAUGAUUAGUUACAACCACGAUGUGUAUCGCCAUUUCAAACUUGACGAGUCAAACAAUGCCAACAUCGAUAAGCUAAUUGGUGAUGUUCCUGAGAAUAAUGAUAAGUUCACUGAAACAUAUAGAGCUUUAAAAAUAGCAAGACAAGAUAUUCUUGGCCGUUCGAGUCGUGCCGAUGCAACUAAAGUUACUGUGGUCGGCACCGAUGGUGUAACCUGGGUAAAAGGUAACAGUGCAGCAUCUCUGCCAAAUCGAAGAAACCCAACGAUUGCAGAAGGAUAUUACUACUCCCGGGCAAGGUUCAAUUUAGUCCUCAUAGGAGUGCCAAACGGAAAUGGAAAAUAUGGUUAUGAAGAAUGGCGUCAAACGGCAACAGAUCCUGAUUUUGAUCCGAAUAACUCAGAAUCUUCUCCUGAUGACAAUAUUUUCAACCUUCAAGAUGGAAGUUCAUUUGAUGAUCUCAUCUCUAUUGCUCCUUAUAUUGCUGAACAAAUAUGUUCAUUAGCCCCCUAA
Molecule: messenger RNA, 1513 nt
Organism: Owenia fusiformis
Lineage: Eukaryota; Metazoa; Annelida; Polychaeta; Sabellida; Oweniidae
Source: the annotation of a GenBank genome assembly